This is a messenger RNA of Mangifera indica (mango), 686 nucleotides long. RefSeq lists its product as uncharacterized. Bases 204 to 440 code for a protein of 78 amino acids. NCBI's taxonomy places the organism in Eukaryota, Viridiplantae, Streptophyta, Magnoliopsida, Sapindales, Anacardiaceae. The transcript is spliced from 2 exons. The record is from RefSeq and is a predicted model, not a curated record.
UGCACAUCAUGGAGAUACACGGACACCAUCCACUUCUGGCGCAAAAACAAACCUGAUUUCUUUAACCAACCUCUUCGCAUCUUCUUCGCCAACGAUAAUUACCCCAGGAAAAUUACAGAACCCUACUUGGAUUGAAAGUUGCGUAAAACCCUUGUAAGGAAACGUCGAGAGCAAACAAAAGUCGACAGCAAAAAUCGAGCGCAAUGACGAGUAGUUGGAGAAGAACAGCGGGCAAUGUGAGGUCGUUUAUAGGGAAUUCGAUGGGAGGUCUAAGAGGUCCUUCCAAUUUAGCUUCCUGGGUCGUUGCCGGAACUCUGGCUUAUUUCCUCUGGGUUAAGCCCUCUCAAGACCUCAAGCGAGAGCAAGAGGAGAGGGCAGCGCUUGCGGCUCUUGAUUCUAAUCGAUACGCGGAGAAAAGAAAACCCAGUUCCGAUCCAUAGGUACUGUUAAAUUUGGCUGAAUUUGUUUGCAGACAACUGGGUUGAUAUACGGCAACAAGAAUAAAGAUUAUCAAUCAGACAAGUAGUUUUUACACUUUUAUUACUUACAUAUGUCAAAUUUCUAAGUUGGAGUUGUUGGUUUAGGUGAACUCAUCUUGAGUAACAGUGUUUCUUGUAUGUUGGGUAUGAUUUUGUGACCUUUAUCAAUAUGAAAUAGAAAAUCCUGAGUAUUAUUUACUUGGAUCA